AUGGAAAACAAACGGCAGAGGAAGCAUAGCACAGCUCGCUCCUCAGGAGCAGAGCCUCAGUUCUCUGUUAGCAAAAUAGAGCGCCUUCUUCAAGAGAGAAACCUGCCCAAACGCCUGAACUCUUCAGCACCUGUUUUUCUCGCGGGUGUCCUCGAAUAUGUGACAUCCAACAUUCUCGACCUGGCUGGCCAAGAGGCCCACACCAGCGGCAAAAAACUAAUUUCCCCAGAGAACUUGACCACGGCGGUUCAGAACAACGAGGAACUCCGCCAUCUCUUCAAAGACAACCAGUACAUGAUUGAUGCGACACCAACACCGGGACCCAUUGAGACACCAGGACCCGAAGAGACUCCGAAAGCUGAUGAGACACCAAGACCCGAGGAGAAGUGA
Molecule: messenger RNA, 390 nt
Organism: Apodemus sylvaticus (European woodmouse)
Lineage: Eukaryota; Metazoa; Chordata; Mammalia; Rodentia; Muridae
Product: histone H2A-Bbd type 1-like
Exons: 1
Coding region: 1-390 (129 amino acids)
Cellular component (GO): nucleosome
Molecular function (GO): DNA binding; structural constituent of chromatin; protein heterodimerization activity
Source: RefSeq, a predicted model, not a curated record